AUGGGGUCCACGCACGGAGACAGAGCGAGACUUCUCCACGUAGACCUGGAACUGCUGGUGCGAGAGCAGCGCCAUCUAUACGCCUUCAUGCAACACGUCAAGUCUACCAGCCAACUGCAGCUCCUACAGUUUUAUAAGGACAUCAAACUGUUUCAAACCAAGCUGCUAGAUCCAAACUUAAAGCCGAACGAAGAAGAGCAAGCAACAUUAUUCCGCGAAGCGACGGAGCUACUUGCCCGUCGCGGUAACACGAGAGUUAUACAUAAUGGAGACCUUAAGAGAUUACAAACGUGCCCUGAAAUCUUCACGGCAGCGAAUGAGGUGCAAGCCGUGCUUGAAAAUGUGUUGUUGCCCCGGUUUUUACACAGCGAAGAGUAUUAUAAAAUAUUGAUUGGAUCAAGAAUACCCACAGGCUACCAAAAACAAAACAAGAGGACACCGCCAGUCCGCGCUAAAGGCCCACCCCGCGCGCCCGCCACCGGCCUGAUCUUAGAACACUGCGGCAACGAAGACGGCGACGACGGAGCCCUACUGGCGUGUCUAGAACACCUCGCCGACGAGCUGGAUGAUGACCUUGUCACCUACAAAGUCGUAUUGACCAGCGUCGACAUCAGAAUGCAAGCGCCUCCCCGCACGGGCACGGUGCGCGUGUUCACGCUGUGUGUGUAUUGCGUGGAGCGCGGCGCCGAGCCCCGCGCCUGGAGCGUGGAGCGCAGCGAGCACGACUUCCAUCUGCUGCGGAGCAAGCUGCAGGAGUUCCACGGCGAGCGCCUGCUGCAGGAGCUGCCGCUACCCUCCAGGAGGUAUCUACAACUGUCUAUGUUCACGCUGUGCGUGUACUGCGUGGAGCGCGGCGCCGAGCCCCGCGCCUGGAGCGUGGAGCGCAGCGAGCACGACUUCCAUCUGCUGCGGAGCAAGCUGCAGGAGUUCCACGGCGAGCGCCUGCUGCAGGACCUGCCGCUACCCUCCAGGAGGUAA
Cydia fagiglandana is the source of this 978-nucleotide messenger RNA. RefSeq names its product sorting nexin-14-like. Gene Ontology annotation, molecular function: phosphatidylinositol binding. The transcript is spliced from 6 exons. Gene Ontology annotation, cellular component: intracellular membrane-bounded organelle. The record is from RefSeq and is a predicted model, not a curated record. Lineage: Eukaryota; Metazoa; Arthropoda; Insecta; Lepidoptera; Tortricidae. The coding region runs from base 1 to 978 and encodes 325 amino acids.